GCUCGACACUAUGGCAAGAACCAAGCAGACCGCCCGUAAGUCCACCGGUGGCAAGGCGCCAAGGAAGCAGCUCGCCACUAAGGCUGCCCGCAAGAGUGCGCCGGCUACCGGCGGCGUGAAGAAGCCUCACCGUUACAGGCCCGGCACCGUGGCUCUGAGGGAGAUCCGCCGUUAUCAGAAGUCUACUGAGCUGCUCAUCCGCAAGCUGCCCUUCCAGCGCCUGGUGAGAGAAAUCGCUCAGGACUUCAAGACCGACUUGCGUUUCCAGAGCUCGGCCGUCAUGGCCCUGCAGGAGGCGAGCGAGGCAUACCUGGUCGGUCUGUUCGAGGACACCAACCUGUGCGCUAUCCACGCCAAGAGAGUGACCAUCAUGCCCAAGGAUAUUCAGCUGGCCCGCCGUAUUCGCGGAGAACGCGCUUAAACCACAACUCCGUCUAAUAUACACAAAG
This is a messenger RNA of Ictalurus punctatus (channel catfish), 449 nucleotides long. RefSeq names its product histone H3. NCBI's taxonomy places the organism in Eukaryota, Metazoa, Chordata, Actinopteri, Siluriformes, Ictaluridae. The record is from RefSeq and is a predicted model, not a curated record. The transcript has a single exon. Gene Ontology annotation, molecular function: DNA binding; protein heterodimerization activity; structural constituent of chromatin. Gene Ontology annotation, cellular component: nucleosome. Bases 11 to 421 code for a protein of 136 amino acids.